AUGCCUCCUCCACCACCUCCUCCUCCUCCGCCGCCGCCGCCUGGUGCCAUGGGUGGUCCUCCUCCGCCGCCUCCACCUCCUCCAGGAGGUCUUCCUGCCCGUCCGCCUGCUGGGGCUGGCAACAGAGGCGCACUUCUGUCAGAUAUCCACAAAGGCAAAGCUCUCAAGAAAGCUGUUACCAAUGACCGUUCAGCACCUCAAGUUGCAAAUACAUCAAAUUCGUCGGCACCUCUGCCUGUUGGCGGCGCACCUCCUGUCCCCGGCUUGGGUGGUGCUCCUAAGCCCCCAGGAGGCCUAGCACCACCGGUCCCAGGAGGACGAGCGAGGAGUAAUAGUGAUCAAGGAUCUCGCGAUUCGACGGCAGGCAUUGAUGCCGCGCCGCAGCUGGGUGGUCUUUUCGCUGGUGGAAUGCCCAAGUUGAAAAAGAGCAGGGGAGGCAUUGACACUGGCGCAAAUGCCGAUUCUUCAUAUCGAUCGGAUCCUGAAUCUACUACCUCAGCACCCAAACCUCCAGCCGGCUCCGCACCAAGGCCUCCGUCAGCAGUUGCGCCAGCAAUCCCUGGGCGAGGGCCUCCAGUACCGCCCCCGGGAGGAGCAGCAAACUUGAGAAAGACGACACCAGUGGGAUCCAAGCCUCCCCCUCCUCCUAUAGGAAAGAAGCCACCUCCCCUGCCGACGUCAAGAAAGCCUUCGUCAAUGUCUCUGCCACCAUCCGCGCCCUCACCAUCUUCAGCGCCUCCUGCACCACCGCCUCCUCCGCCUCCUCCAUCAAACAGUGCAUCGGCUCCUGCCGCUCCUCCUCCUCCUCCGCCUUCUGCGGCACCUCCUCUGCCGAGUCAGUCGCCGGCUUCACGAUCUUCAAUACCGCCUCCCCCGCCUCCCCCGCCUGCAGCAUCACAUUCGACACCAUCACUUGCUGCAGUAGCUGCCAUUCGCGCCGCUGGUCAAGCAUCUCCAAGCGCGGCGCCACCUCCUCCUCCACCUCCACCUUCUGGAUCAGUACCAGCACCUCCGAGCGCACCUUCGCCCCCGCCACCAACGACACGUUCUCGAGGCUCAUCCCUUCGUCAGUCCAUGUUGGAUCCAAGUAUGUUCACUUUGACAGCCAAUGGAGCAAAAUCCCCAAGCCCGAAGCACUCGCCAGCACAAACGACCGGUGUUGGUGGUGGGGCCCGUAUUGUGAUCAACGACUCGAGGUGGCAAUUCAAGGAUGAAGGUUUGUUCCCGAAACCCAGGGACUUUCUAGGUGGAACAAGAAAAUAUAGGGCAGGACGAGGCAGCAGUGUACCGCUGGAUUUGAGUGCUCUGUGA
This is a messenger RNA of Fusarium proliferatum ET1, 1311 nucleotides long. RefSeq lists its product as uncharacterized. The transcript has 2 exons. Bases 1 to 1311 code for a protein of 436 amino acids. Lineage: Eukaryota; Fungi; Ascomycota; Sordariomycetes; Hypocreales; Nectriaceae. The record is from RefSeq and is a predicted model, not a curated record. Gene Ontology annotation, molecular function: actin binding.